AUGUACUCGUGGAAGAAAUUUAAGUUUGGUAAGUCAAAGGACGAAAAGGAACAGAAGAAGGAUAAGUUGUUUCAUUUCCACCAUAAGCACACUGGCUCAGAUGUUUCAGAUAACUUUGGUAAUGGCAAUGACAAGGAGAAGUCAGUCGACUCCCUGCCUUCAAGUUCUGAAAUAACACCAUAUCCAUCUGACUUACCAUCCCAGAACACCAAUGGAAACAAUAGCAGUCGUAAUGAUACUAUGGUUAAUUCUAACUCAUCUAACCGUAUUAGCUCUGCAUCAUCGGCUAAAGGCCCCGGAUCAUCAUCUUCGACUAUCAAAGAUGUACCACUAGGUGGCGAGAAUGAGAGAUCUUCUUCACAUAUCGACCAAGUCUCGCAGAAGUCAGCUACUUCUACAAAGAAAACUAGCACCCCUAGUACCGGUGUGAUGACAAUUAAAGUGUAUAACGGUGACGGAUUUAGACUACCAUUUCCUAUCACUUCAAAUAAGAAGAUUUUGAGCAGACUUUUGGAAUCAGGAAUUGCUUCUGAUAAUCAUGAUACCAGUUUAGAAGUUGAAGCUAUUCUUCAAAGAAUAUCGAGACUUGAAUUAACAAACAGUAACUCAAAUGAAAACCUACUACCAGGCGAUAUUGCUACACAGUCAAUACCAUCAACGAUAAAAUUACCAAACUCUGUGCCUUUAAAUCCAUUACUAUACUUUACAAUUGAAUUUGAUAACACAGUUGCCACUAUUGAGCCAGAGAGCGGGACUAUGGCUCAGCCUAUUUUUAAUAAAAUAUCAACGUUUGAUGUCACAAGAAAACUGCCACAGUUGAAUAUUGAUGUCUUCGUCCGUAUUCCAUCCAUUCUGCUACCACCCAAGCAAUGGCAACAGGAAAUGGGUGCUCAGGAUGAAAAAUUACAGGCAUUGCUUGAUAAAAUCAAUACAAACCAGGAUGUCCACUUGGAUUCAUUCCAACUGCCUGUGAACCUAUUGAUAGACUCUGCUGCAACUAUUAGACUGUACAACCAUCACUGGGUCGAAUUGCGUGAUGGCCUAGGAAAGAUUAACAUCAGUGUUGAUUAUAAACCUUCAAGAAAUAAGCCAUUGUCUAUUGACGACUUUGAUUUACUGAAAGUUAUUGGUAAAGGUUCAUUUGGUAAAGUUAUGCAAGUCAGAAAGAAAGAUACGAAGAAGAUAUAUGCACUUAAAGCCAUUAGAAAGUCUUACAUUGUGUCAAAAUCGGAAGUAACGCAUACACUUGCAGAAAGGACCGUGCUUGCACGUAUAGAUUGUCCCUUUAUUGUACCAUUGAAAUUCUCAUUCCAAUCUCAAGAAAAGCUCUACCUUGUUCUUGCGUGCAUCAAUGGUGGUGAGUUGUUCUAUCAUUUGCAGAGGGAAGGUAGAUUUGACUUAUCAAGAUCUAGGUUCUAUGCGGCCGAACUUCUGUGUGCGUUAGACACUUUACACAAGAUGGAUGUUAUUUAUCGUGACUUGAAACCUGAGAAUAUCUUAUUAGAUUACCAAGGCCACAUUGCACUAUGUGAUUUUGGUCUAUGUAAGCUAAACAUGAAAGACGAGGACAAGACCGACACAUUCUGCGGUACACCUGAAUAUCUGGCUCCAGAACUAUUGUUGGGUCAAGGGUACAGUAAAGUUGUGGACUGGUGGACCCUCGGUGUGCUGUUGUAUGAGAUGCUGACUGGUCUGCCUCCAUACUACGAUGAAAAUGUCCCAAAAAUGUACAAGAAAAUCCUGCAAGAUCCUCUGGUGUUCCCUGACGGGUUUGACAGGGACGCCAAAGACCUAUUGAUCGGUCUGCUAAGUCGUGACCCACAGAGAAGACUGGGCUACAAUGGCGCCGACGAGAUCAAGAACCAUCCGUUCUUCAGCCAACUGUCGUGGAAGCGUCUGCUAAUGAAGGGCUACAUCCCACCAUACAAGCCUCCGGUGACUAGCGCCACAGACACCAGCAACUUCGACCAAGAGUUCACUAGAGAGAAACCAAUCGACAGUGUUGUGGACGAGUACCUGAGCGAAAGUGUCCAAAAGCAGUUCGGCGGAUGGACCUACGUGGGCUCCGAACAGCUGGGAAACUCCUUGGUACAAGGUGGAAGCAUAAGGUAG
Molecule: messenger RNA, 2112 nt
Organism: Nakaseomyces glabratus
Lineage: Eukaryota; Fungi; Ascomycota; Saccharomycetes; Saccharomycetales; Saccharomycetaceae
Gene: YPK2
Product: putative protein kinase YPK2
Biological process (GO): protein phosphorylation
Cellular component (GO): cytoplasm; nucleus
Molecular function (GO): ATP binding; protein serine/threonine kinase activity
Source: RefSeq, a predicted model, not a curated record